Messenger RNA from Adineta ricciae, 756 nucleotides. The record is from the annotation of a GenBank genome assembly. Lineage: Eukaryota; Metazoa; Rotifera; Eurotatoria; Adinetida; Adinetidae.
AUGGAAAAUAAUUUCCAUCACGGUCACUAUGAGAUUGUUUUCUAUUCAAUAAAUCCCUACAGACGAAAAGAAUUUCCAUUGAAAUGGAAAAUCGAUGAAUCAAAUUAUUUGAAAAAUCACAAAAACAAUUUUAAUUCGGUUCGUCAUGUUCGAAUUUCAUCUUCAGAUUCGCUUUUGAGUUCCAAUCAUCAUUUUCCCAAUGCAACUGAACUUACUCUUGAAAAUAUUUCUUGCAAUCAUUCAGAUUCAUUGAUAAAUCAUUUAAAACAAAGUAUUUCUCUCGAAAAUGUAUCAAAACUUAAUAUCAUGUCAAUGAAAUAUUCAUUUGGAAAAGUCAUUGAAUUGUUAUCAUUAAUACCAAAUAUUAAUACUUUAGAAAUUUCAAGGAUUUUUAUUGAUUUAACACAAAUUGACCAAAUUGAAAAUAGUGAAAGUUUCCAAAGAGUUUCAAAAAGAACUCGAAUCAGAAAUGUAAUAAUUACACGAAUUAAUCAAGUCGAAGAAAUUCAAUUCUUAUUUAAUUUAUGUUCUCAAAUACAAAUUUGUCAAAUUCAUCGAUGUCAAAAUUGUACAGCGUCAAUUGUACGAUUAUUAACAGCGAAGAACAUCGAUAUUGCUCCAAAUCUCGUAUCACUACACAUUGGAACUGAUGAUAAAAGUUAUUUGUAUCGUUUGGAUAUCGUAAUUCGAUCGGGAAAAUUAAUCAAUGAUUGGAAUGUCAAUCUUCAACAGAAUUUAAUACAUCUUUGGAAAUAG